GCCCUUUUUUCUACCCUCCUCUUCCUCCUCCUCCUCCUCCUCCUUUCGCCGUUCACCCUUCACCAUUCGCCAUUCGCCAUUCGCCAUUCGCCAUUCGCCGUCAGGCCUGUUCUGUUCUGUUCAGGCUGUUUGUUUCUCACCGCCCUCCCCCUCCCCCCCAACUCCGAGGUACACUCGAGCCGCCCACCCAGACCACCUCGAGGCAGCAGCACCAUAGCAACGGGUUUCGGCCCCAUUCUGGGAGUCGGCAUUAACUGGACACUUUGGCGUCCGCUCACCCCGCCCCCGCCCACCCCUUUCCCUCCACCCUCGGUCAGGACCACCCACCGGAUCAGCCUUUCUUCGCUGCCUCGCUUCCUUUUUUGCCCAUUUUGCCUCGCUUUCUCUGGCUCUCUCGUCGCCGACUGCUUUCGUCAAGACGGCAGCACUCUUGCCUGCACACCGACACCGGGUGGCGUUCGAUAA
This is a messenger RNA of Protopolystoma xenopodis, 465 nucleotides long. NCBI's taxonomy places the organism in Eukaryota, Metazoa, Platyhelminthes, Monogenea, Polystomatidea, Polystomatidae. The record is from the annotation of a GenBank genome assembly.